AUGAAAAUAUUUACGGUUGGGAUGGACGAAAAACCACCGGUUAAAGAUAAUCCAGUAUCUCCCGAUGGAGUUACCCUAGCAUCAACACCAAUUAUUACAUUCGAAAAGAAGCGAACUUCAUGUAAGAAUUAUGUGAUGUGCUUGGGAAUGUUAUUCUUUAUCGUUUUGUUUACAAUUAUUAUCAGCAAAUUGAUAUAUUACAGAAUACCCGAUGAUUUGGGACUGCCAUGGUUUGAAAUGAGACAUCGAAGAGUGGGAUGUGACAUUAUGAGUGCUAAUAUGAUUCAGUCGUCCUAUCCACAACGAUCUUCAAGAGUUUUUGAAAAUUCAAACAAUGCAGCAGCAGCGUUAGCAGUGCAGGCAGGACAAUCUCAAACAAAUGGACAGGAGGCAUCGACCUCAUCACCGUUACAGCAUUUCGAGUCGGGGUCAUCAGUUGACCUAUCACAAGCUGUAGAUUCUCGUUUUGACUUUUUGCGCAAAAUUAUCCCAAAAAUCAAAGAGCAAGCAGAAAAAUCUGGCAUUGAAGGGGUCAUGCAGGUAAAGGUGUUGCAAAUGGAUUCACUGGAGCCAAGACAGUUGUUCGGCGGAUCAGAUGAAAAUCAACUUCGAUCAGGAAUCAGUACGAUGCAGUCGCGUGAUUUCAUGGUACCUUCCCGUCCAACUCUAUUGUCUGACCUCUUGCGAUGGAAUAUUGUUGACAAUAAUGAAAAUCAAAUAUCGAGAAAUCAACUCUUCGGAACACAGCAAGAUGACACAGCUAAAAGUGGACCGAUGCUUGUAUUGGGACCAUUUUUGCAACCACAACACUUACAGUUAUUACCUGGUGCCUGGGAUAAUGACAAUAAUUUAGCGUGGAGCAAUUCAUUGCAAUCUCAUCUGUUUGAUUUGGCCCAACAGAUCAAUAGACAACAACAGUGGAGUAGCCUUUGGCAGUGGCUUAACAAGAACAGUAAUGAGAAAGUUAAUCAAUGGCAAAAUAUGCAAUGGUCAAACACUAACCUGAUCACACCUGUACUUCAACAGAAUCCCUUACCUGUAGGGGAAAAUGGUAAUCAAUGGUCAGAUCACCGUUUGGGAAGUAACUGGCAAAAUAGUAUUCAGAAUGGAGCAAGUAAUAAUCAGUGGCCACAAAAUGAAUGGGCGGGACAAGGACAACAACAACAGUCUUGGUUUCAGUAUCCUCAAACAUGGCAAGCGAGUAUGAAUCAGAACCAGUAUCAGAGCAAAAAUGAUUGGAACAUUCAGAGGGCAAAUAUUAUAGAUAAUUUGGAUGGGCGAAUGACACAAGCUGUUUUGCCAAAUGAUAACGUUAACAGUGAAAUUUACAACAGUGAUGCAAAUGAUCAGUGGAAUCGAUACUAUAUCCAAUGGCACACCAAUAACCAACGGAUACAACAGCAGCCGAUUGUAAACAGUGUUGUUAGCCAAUCACUUGAAAUGACAGGAUCUGUACUGCCUCAACAAAUUCAAGAUCAAACUCUUGGACAACAGCAACCUCAAAUAACAGAUUCAUUGCAAAGCCAAACAGUUCUGGAGCAGCAAAUUGAUUCUCUAUCUUCUCAGGCUCAACAGCAAAAGGAACAACCGCAACCAAUACAACAAUUUCCUAAUAAGCCGAUUCAAUCAGAGAUCAAUACAAUUCCAAACGAAGCUUAUCAUCAAAAUCCAAGUGUACCAGUUGUUUCUAAUCAUCCAGAUGAUAAUGUACACCGAACGCCUGCACCAUUUAUUUUUAACAGUGACAAGUGGAAAAAGGUUGAAAAUCCCAAUCUUUUAAGCAGACCAAUAAAUGAUAAUCAAGAGAACCUACAAUUCCUGCAUCAACAACGACCACAAUUACCGAUUCAUCCAAUUGGGAAUAUGUUAAGUGAUAACAUCGGUGACACAAAAAUAAUUGAUGAUGAACUCAGUAAAGUUCCAAUUAUGGAGCAGUCAGGAUCGAUGAACGAUAUCAAUCGCGGAUUAUCAAAUCCAAUACUAUUUCAAGUUGAUGAGCCACCGCCACAAUCCGCUAGUAUGGAUAAUAAUUUCGCUAAAUAA
This is a messenger RNA of Acanthocheilonema viteae, 2043 nucleotides long. NCBI's taxonomy places the organism in Eukaryota, Metazoa, Nematoda, Chromadorea, Rhabditida, Onchocercidae. The record is from the annotation of a GenBank genome assembly.